AUAACCUAUUUCGAUCAUUACAAACCUCCGGAAAAACUCUUCACCGUUUUCAAAAGCUUCAAGUGUUUUCGUUUCAACUUGCACUCACUCACAUUCAUUUUCCCGGGAAACUUUCUGUUUGUUUCUCGAGAAAAAAAGGGUUUUUUAGUCCAACUCGAUCGCAAUUUCUGUCCUACCGAAUCCCAACACAGUUGCAACAACUUAUGAGCACGAGAUCCCUAAAUUCAAUACAGGGAUUUCGUGUAUAUGGAUCAUAUUAUCAAGUUCUUCAUAUUGCUGAUUCUCGUUGGAUUAGUGAAUGCUUGUUUUGCUGAAAAUGAUUUUGGACACUGUGAAAGAAUUGUGAAGAGUUGGGCGGAUUCCUCGCUUGAGAGAGAAAUUACACAAAAAGAUAAACAUACGCUUAGGGAUUUGUUGUUUUUCUUGCAUGUUCCUAGAACGGGAGGACGCACUUAUUUUCACUGCUUUUUGAGAAAAUUGUAUCCUAAUAAUCUGGAAUGUCCUCGAUCUUAUGAUAAGUUGCGCUUUGAUCCAAGUAAACAAAAAUGUAGACUGUUAGUUACACAUGAUGACUAUAGCAUGACAUCUAAACUUCCAAAGGAGAGAACUUCUGUGGUUACCAUACUUAGGAAUCCGAUUGACCGUGUCUUUAGUACUUAUGAAUUUUCCAUAGAGGUUGCAGCUAGAUUUUUGGUACAUCCAAACUUGACAUCUGCAACACAGAUGGCUUUACGCCUGCGCUCUAAGAAUAAAGGAAUAAGCACACUGGAUAUCUGGCCGUGGAAGUAUCUGGUUCCAUGGAUGAGAGAAGACCUCUUUUCUAGGAGAGGUGCUAGGUAUAGUAAGGGAGUGAAUACCAUUGAGGGCGAUGAUCCUUAUGAUAUUGAAGAUUUUGCAAUGCCGUUACAAGAAUUCAUCAAUCACCCUGUGGCUGGGGAUAUUGUACAUAAUGGAGCCACAUUUCAGGUUGCAGGCUUGACAAACAAUUCUUAUAUAGCAGAAGCGCAUGAAGUGCGCCAUUGUGUACAGGAAUAUAAGGUUCUUGGGAAAUAUGUGCUACAAGUUGCAAAGAAGAGACUAGACAAUAUGUUAUAUGUUGGUCUUACUGAGGAGCACAGAGAAUCUGCGACAAUGUUUGCAAAUGUGGUUGGCUCUCAGGUUAUAUCACAGCUUAAUGCACCAAACAGCAGCCUGGACUUUACUGACAACACAGAACAGAGUUCAUUUUCAGAUGCCGAUCCUGAUAGCAGUGAACAUCAGAAUAGCACCUCAGACAGGGGAGCAAGUGCGGCUACUUCAAGUAAAACCGGAGAAGCAGCAGAAUCAACUAUGACUGUUGGGAAACUCAUGCGUUCUUAUGAAGUCUGCAUUUCUAAUUUACGGAAGUCCCAGUCACGCCGACGCAUCGCCUCUUUGAAGAGGGUUCCAGUUAACUUUACAAAGGAGGCACAGCUUCAAGUUCCUGAAGAGGUUCUUGAGCAGCUGCGGUCUCUUAACGAUCUUGACUUUGAGCUCUAUGAAUAUGCAAGAGCCAUUUUCAAUAAGCAACAUAAAACCUCAUUGCUGAUUACUGAGGAGAGACGGGACAACAUAUCAAGUAGUUCAUACAGCAUCAUCCUCUGGAAGGGCCUUACAUUAGCGAUAACUUUCUCCUUCAUCCUUUUCUUAUUCUUACUAAUUGUAAAUGUGAGAAGGAGAACGUUCAAGGUUAAGAAGUAAAGUAAUUGAAUCAUAAUUUGUGGGAUGAAACACGCUUACACAGAUUUUAGAGAACAAAUAUAUUUAGACAGAAUUCCAUUGAACUUUGGUUUGAGUGAUCCCUAUUCUCAUCCUCUUAUAACUUAUCAUACUGAUUUUGUUCAAUGUUCUGUCCUAUGAUGGGUAGCUUAGUUUUUCAGUUCUGUAACUGUUAGGCAUUUUCUUUUUAUUUUCAUUUUUGUAGCAAAUUCUUCCUUUCAUUAUCUACGAUCAGCUGGUCAAAGAGUUAGCAAGUGAA
Messenger RNA from Cicer arietinum (chickpea), 1996 nucleotides. RefSeq names its product protein-tyrosine sulfotransferase. Gene Ontology annotation, molecular function: heparan sulfate 6-sulfotransferase activity. Gene Ontology annotation, cellular component: membrane. The record is from RefSeq and is a predicted model, not a curated record. Lineage: Eukaryota; Viridiplantae; Streptophyta; Magnoliopsida; Fabales; Fabaceae.